Messenger RNA from Desarmillaria tabescens, 1763 nucleotides. RefSeq lists its product as uncharacterized. Lineage: Eukaryota; Fungi; Basidiomycota; Agaricomycetes; Agaricales; Physalacriaceae. The coding region runs from base 313 to 1629 and encodes 438 amino acids. The record is from RefSeq and is a predicted model, not a curated record. The transcript has a single exon.
CACAGCGCUCGGCAACUUGGCAAUCAACCGCGCCACAAACGCGUGGACCGUCAGUGGACUCAGGGUGGGCCAGCGCAUCUCGUCUUUCCCUCCCACCACCACCAAGCGUUAUUGUUUUUGGUUGCUCAGACGAGUCAUAGCGUGUGAGCACAUAUAAGAGCCACAUAUUUCUUUUAUUGUGUCCAUCAUCAACCUCCAUUACAAGAGCUCCCCAAGAUUCAAGUUUCAACCCCGUUGCCACUGCAGUUUUCAUUCUAGUAGGUCCUCAGCUGGGAGUCGAGAAGUCUUCGAUCAACAUCUCUGAAGUUCAGAAUGCCUAAGAGCAGCCCCAUCACGCAAAGUCAGAGCGCUAGGCCCAGUCCAUACAGCAGGCCGAAAGAUGCCACACCGUCUGAACCGCCGAAGACCAAAGGCUGGACGGGACCUUGCAAAGAUCUGUACAAAGCGCUUUCUCAAGAAUCUCCACAGGCAAGAAAGUUAGCCCGCCGAUGUGAGAAGUUGAGGAAGAGAUGCUGUCGUAUUGUUGGCCCUGUAGACGACAAUUAUAAGCCCGUCAUCGACCCCCAGCCUUUCUUCCUUGAGCAGCAUCUAACGUCUCGAACAAUUGGGGUCCUAGUCCAGAAGUCGGAAGAGAACCCCAGUAAGACGCUCCUCCUCACAUCGGUCACCCACAGGGAUUGGCUCGAGGUGCGCGAUACCUGCCCGUCCGCCAAUUUGCUGUUCGGGCCACGACCUAGACAAUGGCCUGUUCACGACAUCAAGUCUGCUGAGUUCCAUGAUUGCGAGAUAGACGCCGUUCUCGCGCAUCUGACGUGUCCUCAAAUACACCGUGCAGUGAUAUCGGGGAACUGUGACUCAUCGAGUGACAUUGAAUCUGUGUCAGCCACGAGCAGUAUCCGUGCCUUGAAACUUUCUUCGUGUACGGAUAUCCCGACACUGCUGCGGCUCCUGGAAAUGCCAUUCUUGCGUCAUCUGGCGCUUGAAGUCAACGUGGCGAGCUACGGGAUUUCGGAAAUCCAAAGCCGAGUGACUGAAUUCAAUCGGCUGCCUUCUCUGGCGAGCCACCGACUUCAUUCGCUCGUCCUGAGCAAGAUGCCUUUCGACGAUCUGACAUUGAUGCGGGUGCUCACAGAGCUGCCUACACUCACCCGGCUUGUUGUACAUGAAGCAUCGGAUAAGCUCGACGGUUACGAUGGGUAUAUGCUGUCACGUAGUGUCUUGCGAGACCUGACGCGUGUGCCCCGACUAACUGAUUACAGCCGUAGAUAUCCUAUGCUGCCGAGGCUCAAGGACCUCGAACUAGUAUGGUCGAGUGGGUAUCAUUGGAGAGAUGGUGAGGGACCAGAGGGUCCGCACACAGAGUCGAUGUAUCUAGUCCAGAACAUGAUUGCGUAUGAGGGGUUUGUUACGGAGAUGAUUGAGUCUCGUUGUUUCCGGCCAGAAGGUGACAAGGGUCGUCAGCUGCAACGUUUGGAAUCUGUCGCAGUCGGGUGUCGGCAGCUCUUUGGAACUGACAAGAUGGACGUCAUAACAGCGCCGACUCGUGAAUACCUGGAUGCCUUACCAGCAAGGUGCCGGAAGAAUGAUCAAGAAUACGAGAUUUCGGUGACGAUUAUCGUGCCAACCUAGUGUGAACCUUGCAUAUUUUCCCUCGUUUUCUCAUAUCGGACCGUGUAUGGAACACAAUAGGACACUCUAGCGUAUCAUCAGUCACCUGUGUAGUAUUUAGUAGGCAUCAAUGAAAUAGGUACCUUUCAGCAAAG